Molecule: messenger RNA, 2986 nt
Organism: Caenorhabditis elegans
Lineage: Eukaryota; Metazoa; Nematoda; Chromadorea; Rhabditida; Rhabditidae
Source: the annotation of a RefSeq genome assembly
AUGUCAGCAAAAAUUAAAGCUUGGAGCUCCAACGCGGAAAAAUUAAAUUCGAAACGAAAAAAAAUGGAAAUUCGGGAGGAAUUAUUCCCAUCGACGACGUGCAGCUCGUCGCCACAGGCUAAUCAGGAAAUCAGUUCAGAAGAUCGAAACUCCCACCAUCCCGACAUUGCUUCCAGUAGCUCCGCAACUACAUGCAGGUCGUCAAAUUGUUUCAAUAUGGAUGAAGGAAUUCUGACGAGAGACGUGGAAAUGGAUUUUAGUGACGAAAUUCCGACUUUUUCUCACAAUAGAUUCUCCAAUCCCGUGUUUCCACCGACACCUUCACGAAACUCGUUCAGUACACCGAGGGUUCGAAUAAUCUCCAAUGUUGAGCAAAUUCCGCAGAUCAAAAUGCUCCGACUAACGAUCGAACGACUGAAAAAUGAAAAAAUGAAAUAUCAGAAGAAAUACAAAAGCGGAAUGGUGAGUUUGCGGUGUUUUCGGAAGAAAUACUAAUAGUCCGCCAAGAAAAUAUCACUGUAAGAGCAUCGAAUUCUUCGCUGCAAAUGGAAGUAUGCAAUAUGCGAACGAUCGUCAGUGGUAUAGAAGGUCGAUUGGUGAGAAGCUGGGCAGAUGUGAAGAAAAGUGGCAAAGCUAUGGUUCUGAGUCUACAAAGACACGCCGAAGAAAUUGAAAACCUCAAAAAAUCAGCUUUUAAAGUUAAAUUUUCGAAUCUAAGAAACAAAAGUUGUAUCAAAAAUCGAUUUCGCAAAGCUCUUCACUUGCUUCAACACGAAAUCUGCCUCGAGGAUGACGUCGGACAAUUUAUUCGAAAAUUCACAAAAUUCCUGAAUUCAGAAGAGAAUCAAAGCUACAAAAACAAGCUUUCAAACUUUGAGGCCGUUGACUUUUUAUCAAAAUGCGGAUUAUCUCUAAGUCAGAUGGAAAAAAUCAAAAACUAUUUGACUAAUUCCAUUGGCUAUGAUUUGCUUCCAUUGGUAAAGAACACAAGAGAUUUGUCAAUCCAGUUAUCAAUGAUCUCCAGUUUCAAAGUUUCCACUUCGUUCGACAAUAAAGGAAAAGUGAUUACCAUUGUGCAGUGCAUGAAAAUUGCAGAAGUUUUAGCCUAUCGAAUAGAGCUUCUAUGCAAUUCAAAUCAAUUUGUGGACGAUGGCUACACGAAAGGAGUAAUCAAGAUUGGAGUCGUUGGUGACGCUGGAGGUGGAAGCACAAAGUUGGCAUUGGUAAUCGGAAUGUAUCUCGACCGAAUUCUUCGAGACACGUUAUGGUAAUUGCAGUAUAUGACGGAUCCGACAAUUACUCGUGUCUGAAAAAAUUCAUUCCCGACGUUCUUGAGCAGCUUGGCAAGCUGACAAAAAUUCGAUAUUUGGACAAAGGAGUUCAAAAAACCGCAAAAAUUGUGCAAAUUGCAACUGGAGAUUGCAAGUUUCAAUUUGAUAUUCUUGGACACCAAGGACAUUCAUCCCACAAUUUCUGCUUCAAGUGUUUUGCCCAGAAUCCACGGGGAGCUGAAGAGAGGAUGAAAAUCAAGGAUAUGAAUGUUGAUGAAACAUUCCACCCACGAACAAUCGAUCUUUACAAAGCUUGUUGUACUCCACUUCUGCCACACGUUGCGAUCAUGUUCUAUUUGAUUCCUCUUCUGCACAUUAUCAUGGGUAUUUUUGACAAAUAUAUCUUCAAUCCCCUCUGGAAAUAUUCUGUCACUUUGGAUAACACUACUUGUUUCCCUAUCCUGAAAACGCGAAAAGCAACUCUAAAAAACGCUGUUAACCUAAUCAAAAGUGCGGAAGAAAAGUAUCAAGCAGCCACCGGAAAGAUGAAAUUGGAGUCGCAUGCUGAACUGAAAGCACUUCAAUCGGAAAAAUUGUUGCUCGACACAAUUGUGAAUGGUACUCCCGGAGGAACACUUGAAAAAAUGGAACAGUGUUGGGCUAAGUUUGGAGCGGACAAGCAGGCUUGGUUCCAAUCAUUUUGCGGAAACCAUUUGAAAUUGCUGCUAACGCCGGCUAUUGUAGAGGAGACUUUCAACAUUUUUGGCCCAAAUUUAUGCCCAAUGUUGCUCGGAUUGAAAUCAGCAAUGGGAAAGCUUUCAACUAUUAUGUCACUUUCGGGAAACAAGUUUUUAAAUGAUUCCGACGUCUUAAUACUUCAAAAUUCGAUUCGCGGAUUUGUGGAGGAUUUGAAAGUAGCGGUUCCCGAAGAAACAAUUAUUUUAAAGCUGCACUUGGUGGUCUACCAUGCACCACAAAUGGCAAAAGAUGUGAGAAACAUUGGAAGGAUCACAGAACCAGGAGUUGAAUCUGUCCACGCGAUUUUCAAUGCACUUGAGAGGAGAUUUUGCAAUUACCGGGACAAGAAAAGGCGUUACAUCCAUGUUCUGAGAGAGCUCAUGUGUCGUAACAUCAUGAAUGACAUGACUAUGAACACGUCCAUUCCCGGUCUUUCCAUCGUACCAAAAGAUGCAACAGUUCUGCCAAUUUCUUCGCAAAAUGAUCUUCGGGACCCAAAAGUAGUUAUUCGGGACGUCACGGCUGCCCAAAAAAGAAAAAAUUUAGCGAAAAAAAAAAUCAAUUUUAGCUCCAAGAAAAGGCUUCCACAAUCGACAAAAUCUCGAAAUGCUGUGCCCGACUUCUCACAAAACGUACAAACUUCUAUUGCAUUUGGAGGCAAUUCAACGAAAAUUGGAUUCCGUGGUCUACCGAGCAAUGCUCUUUCUCGUCCGAACCCGAUGGCAAUCACACAAACUUGCUCGACAAGCCAGCCAAUCACUAGAAGCCAUCCACUUGUUGCUCCACCAGUAUCUUAUCAACUUCCGAAAUGCAGUAAUAGUUUAGCUGAAAAAAUUCGAGCAAGUUGUGGGCAAGCAAGAAGGAGUGCUGCAGAAUCUUCUUCGACUGAAAGCCACGUGGACACAAAUUCGAAGAAGAAAGUUUACAGACUAAAAUUCGUCCAAAAAAGUCGUGAAAUUCCGAAGAAAUAGUAAUAU